Abrus precatorius (Indian licorice) is the source of this 408-nucleotide messenger RNA. RefSeq names its product protein TAPETUM DETERMINANT 1-like. The coding region runs from base 1 to 408 and encodes 135 amino acids. The record is from RefSeq and is a predicted model, not a curated record. Gene Ontology annotation, biological process: cell fate determination. Lineage: Eukaryota; Viridiplantae; Streptophyta; Magnoliopsida; Fabales; Fabaceae. The transcript has 2 exons.
AUGAAGAUACGGUCGACCUUAACGUCGUCCUUGUUGUUCCUAGGAAUCCUCGCUUUUGUUGCAGCUGGCGAAAGAAGUGAAGCAAGGAGAAUGUUAGAGGACAAAUGCAGAAAAUCUGAUAUUGAAAUAAAUCAAAGUCCAACAGUUCCACUUCCAAGUGGCAUUCCCACAUACAAGGUAGAGAUAGCUAACACUUGCGUGAGUGGGUGCAACAUUUCUAACAUUCACCUUUCAUGUGGGGGGUUCAGUUCUGCACGCCUUAUCAACCCAACAAUCUUCAAGCGCUUAAGCUACAAUGAUUGCCUUGUUAAUGAUGGCAAACCCUUAAGCAGUGGUGCCAUUAUUUCCUUUGAUUAUGCCAAUUCAUUCCGUUAUGUUCUCUCCGUUUCCUCUGUGGCCUGUGUUUGA